UUAUAUUAAAGCUUUUUUUUUUGUAAAAUUAAGUGGGUUGAUUCCUGCAAAAGAAUCUCUCGACACGAUAAACGAGACACUCGCUUUAAUCGUAUCGCACAGUGCAGAAUUUGUGGUUUUAUUAAGUCCUUCUGUUACACGUGGUGUUCGUCAGACAGCGAGUAUUUGCUUUAUAUAAAAAGGAAGCACACUAAUUGAAACGCUACUAUGGAUUUCAGCUGACAAUUAUCGUCUUUAACUCAACAGCAGUGGUUUGAUCAGCAGUAAUCUCCUUUUUCAUUCCCCUAAUACGUAACCAUGGCAACUCUUACGAGACAGGACCUGAACUUCGGUCAAGUGGUGGCGGAUAUCCUGUGUGAGUUUCUGGAAGUGGCCAUCCACCUCAUCCUGUAUGUGAGAGAAGUUUAUCCUUCUGGCAUUUUCCAAAAGAGGAAGAAAUACAAUGUACCUGUUCAGAUGUCAUGUCACCCCGAGCUGAAUCAGUACAUCCAGGACACACUCCAGUGUGUUAAACCGCUUAUUGAGAAGAAUGAGGCAGAGAAGGUGGUGGUGGUAAUCAUGGAUAAAGAGCACCACCCAGUGGAGAGAUUUGUGUUUGAGAUCUCCCAGCCUCCUUUGUUGUCUAUCAGCUCUGAAACACUGCUGUCUCAUGUGGAACAGCUGCUGAGAGCUGUGAUCCUGAAAAUCAGUGUCUGUGAUGCUGUUUUAGACAACAAUCCUCCAGGAUGCACAUUUACUGUUCUUGUUUACACCAGAGAAUCUGCCACUAGAAACAUGGAGAAAGUUCAGGUGAUCAAGGACUUUCCCUGGAUUGUAGCAGAUGAGCAGGAGGUCCUCAUGCAGGAGCCCAGGCUCAUUCCUCUGAAAACAAUGACCUCAGACAUAGUAAAGAUGCAACUUUAUGUGGAGGAACGUGCACACAAAGGACAGCAAAAUGUACCAUGAAAAAGAAAUACACCUGAAAAGGUUUUCUUUAUUUAUUUAUUUUUCUGAGCCUCAUUUAAUUCUUUAGGUAUAACAGUAUUUUGAUCAGGAACCUUUAAUCUGUUGAUUUCGUUUUAAAGUUGGUUUCGUUUUUUUUUCUAUUUCUACGUUAGUUCCUUGUUUAACUUUCUGUACAGCUGAACCCAUAGUGUUUAACCACUUCAGUGUGAGCUGGGUUGGUUUGUAUAUUGGAAUACUUUUCUUGUGACCAGCUUGAUAUCCAGAGACGUCAUGCGGUUUGAUGAAUGUAUGGAUAAGCAGUAAUCAUCAGUUUCUUCAUGUCAGGAAGUUUUCCAUCUCUACUUCAGAACAAAAAUGAGAGAAGUGAGUAAAUCGAGCUGUUACAUUUGCACUAUGAUGGGAGGUAAAAUGUAAAGUGUGUGUACGUGUACAUGUUCGUGUAUGUGUGUAUUUGUUUUCCACCUGGUGUGUGUGUGUUUGUUUUGGCCUGAAUGUUCACUUGAAGUGAAAAAUGCUCACAUUCUACCAGUGUAUUAUUAAAAGUUUUUUUUUUUAAAGCC
Ictalurus punctatus (channel catfish) is the source of this 1505-nucleotide messenger RNA. RefSeq names its product mitotic arrest deficient 2 like 2 (gene mad2l2). Gene Ontology annotation, cellular component: zeta DNA polymerase complex. NCBI's taxonomy places the organism in Eukaryota, Metazoa, Chordata, Actinopteri, Siluriformes, Ictaluridae. The record is from RefSeq and is marked provisional.